Messenger RNA from Amborella trichopoda, 1149 nucleotides. Its product is annotated as putative expansin-B2. Lineage: Eukaryota; Viridiplantae; Streptophyta; Magnoliopsida; Amborellales; Amborellaceae. The record is from RefSeq and is a predicted model, not a curated record. Gene Ontology annotation, cellular component: extracellular region. Gene Ontology annotation, biological process: sexual reproduction.
CCAUAGUCUGGGUUGCAUAAUAUCAUACUCACUCGCUUCUCUCUCUCUCUCUCUCCCUAAACAUGGCUUCUACUUCUCCUACAUUUUCUCUCUCUAAGUCUCUAUUUGCUUUCUUCUACAAUCAAAUGCUUGUUGUGCUGCUUGUUUGUGUAUUAUUACCAUUGCAAGUGUGUGAAUGUUUUAAUUCAAAGCGUUUCAAAUUGGAUGAAUAUAGCGAUGGGUGGUCUCCUGCCGAUGCAACUUGGUAUGGUAGCCCCAACGGUGCAGGAAGCGAUGGUGGGGCUUGUGGAUAUGGUACUGCAGUGGAGCAAGCCCCUUUCUCUUCCAUGAUAGCAGCAGGGAGUCCCCCUCUCUACAAGUCAGGCAAGGGAUGUGGUGCUUGUUAUCAGGUGAAAUGUACUAGCAAUGAGGCGUGUUCGAAGAAUGCAGUGAGGGUGGUGAUAACGGAUGAGUGCCCUGGGUGUGGUGGUAUUCAUUUUGAUCUGAGUGGGACAGCUUUUGGAGCCAUGGCUCUCUCUGGCAAGGAAGAACAGCUUAGGGAUGCUGGCCAAUUACAAAUUUCAUAUACUAGAGUCCCUUGUGAGUACCCCGGGAAAACUAUCGCCUUCCAUGUCGACUCCGGCUCGAACUCGAACUACUUCGCCGUCGUCGUUGAGUUUGAGGACGGCGAUGGAGACCUCAAUGCUGUUGCCCUCGCAGAAUCCUCCACCUCAACUUAUUCCUCGUCCUCCUGGUUAGACCUCACGCAGUCUUGGGGUGCAGACUGGAAGAUAGAUCCUGGCCGAAAGCUUGAGGCUCCAUUCUCCAUUCGCCUAACUUCGUCGACUGGGAAAACUAUCGUGGCCAACAAUGUAAUCCCCGCAGGGUGGCAAGCCGAUGCGACAUAUCGCUCCGUGGUGAAUUACUAGUGUUUGACUAUUUUCCGGCGAUUGAGUUUAGCUGGAAUUUGUGUGUUGUUUGCUUUUGUUCUUUUCCGGCAAGAGUAACCGGAAUAUGUUUGUUUUAUCCCCCUUUGUGUGACUAGUUUAUGUAGGACUGGAACCUGGGUGUAUCUAGGCUGUGGAGUUUGGGAGGCCUGAGAUGGGCACGACGUCUUGAUGUUCACCCGGAGUGUUUAGGAGCUAAUAAACAAAACUUGGUUUGAAGUAA